Molecule: messenger RNA, 1908 nt
Organism: Condylostylus longicornis
Lineage: Eukaryota; Metazoa; Arthropoda; Insecta; Diptera; Dolichopodidae
Gene: Cyp305a1
Product: probable cytochrome P450 305a1
Exons: 2
Coding region: 313-1809 (498 amino acids)
Biological process (GO): xenobiotic metabolic process
Cellular component (GO): intracellular membrane-bounded organelle; cytoplasm
Molecular function (GO): heme binding; iron ion binding; oxidoreductase activity, acting on paired donors, with incorporation or reduction of molecular oxygen, reduced flavin or flavoprotein as one donor, and incorporation of one atom of oxygen
Source: RefSeq, a predicted model, not a curated record
UUGUACAAAAUACUCACAUAAUAUUUUAAUUUUUCAUAAUACUUAAUCAUUUUAAUGAAUUUAUUCAAAUUUAUUCAAUUAAUAUAAAGUGAAAAGAUUGAUUAAAUAUAAAAGAAAAAUAUUAUAGUUGUAUAAAUCGCUAAUUUACAAAUAUACGGAAGCCGCACGCAACUUUCUUUGAUAAUAAAAUUGAUAAAAUUUUGUUUUUGGUUUUUAUUUUGUUUGUUUUUUUUGUUGAGAAAAAUUUUCUUGAGCCGCCAAAAAUUUUUAUUCGAAUGAAAAAAUAAAAAUUAAAUAUUUUUAUUAAGUAAAAUGAUUAUUUUAAUAACAUUAAUUGUUAUUUUAAUUGCUUUAUUGACCGGUUGGAUACUGAAAACAAUUAAACGACCGCCGAAUUUUCCACCAGGUCCGAAAUGGUGGCCAUAUGUCGGAAAUACUUAUCAAUUGCGUAAGUUAGCACGUGAUAUUGGAGGCCAACAUUUGGCUUUUGAGUUAUGGGCUCAAAAAUACAAUAGUGACAUAAUAGGUUUGAAACUUGGAAGUGAAUAUGUGAUUGUAGCUUUUUCUUAUCCACAUGUAAGGCAGAUUCAUACAAACGAAGUAUUUGAAGGUCGGCCUGAUAAUUUUUUCCUUCGCUUAAGAACUAUGGGUACUCGCAUGGGAAUCACAUGCACUGACGGUGCUCUUUGGAAUGAGCAUAGAAAUUUUGCAACACGUCAUUUAAGACAAGCUGGCUACGGUCGUUUACCAAUGGAUUUACAAAUUAAAAAUGAGCUUGUUGAAUUGCUUUCCAUUAUAGAAGAUUACAAUGGUUGGCCAGUAUGGCCUGGUAAUUUUUUAGCACCUAGUGUAAUAAAUGUGCUAUGGGCACUCACUGCUGGAAAAAGAAUAGAACGACACGACGAAAGACUACAAAGAUUAUUAGAACUUUUCCAAAGAAGAACCAAAAUUUUCGAUAUAUGUGGUGGCCUUCUCAGUCAAUUUCCAUGGCUAAGAUAUAUUGCACCAGAGAAAACAGGAUAUAAUUUAAUAAAGCAAUUUAAUCAAGAAUUACAUAAUUUUUUCAUGGAAACUAUAAAUGAACACAAAAACACUUAUUCGGAUGAUAAAGCAAAAGAUGACCUUAUCUAUGCUUAUAUCAAAGAAAUGAAAGAAAGAGAAAAUGAAGUUAAUCAUACAUUUACAGAUCAUCAAUUAACGAUGACAAUCUUAGAUAUAUUCAUAGCAGGAGCACAAACUACUAGUAAUACAUUAGACUUAGCGUUAAUGAUGAUGGUAGUAAGACCUGAUAUUCAAGAAAAAAUUCAAUGUGAAAUUGAUUCAAAAUUAUCAAGUAAAGAUUUCUCUGUAGCUGAUUCAAAAAUAAAACUGCCAUUUACUGAAGCUUUCUUAAUGGAGGUUCAACGGUUCUUUCAUAUUGUUCCUAUAUCUGGACCUAGAAGAGCAUUAAAAGAUGUAAAAUUAGGUAACUACAAUAUACCAAAAAAUACGACUGUUUUGAUAGGAUUAAAAAGUGUUUUAAUGGAUAAAAAUUAUUGGGGAGAUCCAGAAUGUUUUAGACCAGAAAGAUUUCUAGAUGACGAAAUAUACACAACAAUAUCUAGCGAAUAUUUUAUGCCAUUUGGUCAAGGCAAAAGAAGAUGCUUGGGAGAUUCUUUGGCUAGAUCUUGCUUACAUACAUUUUUCGUGGGUAUUUUAAAAAAUUUUAAAUUAAAACUAGGUGCAAAAGAAACCAUUCCAAGCUUAAAUUUGAUACCAGGACUAACAUUAUCUGCUAAGCCAUAUAAAAUAAGCUUUUUACCCCGUUGAUACUUUCAAAAAUUAUAUUGGAAUAUACAUACAUUGUAUUAUGAAUUGUAACCACCUAAACGACAAAAAAAGCAAUAAAACAAAAUUUUUAUUAUUUUA